Molecule: messenger RNA, 1080 nt
Organism: Letharia columbiana
Lineage: Eukaryota; Fungi; Ascomycota; Lecanoromycetes; Lecanorales; Parmeliaceae
Exons: 2
Coding region: 1-1080 (359 amino acids)
Biological process (GO): mRNA processing
Cellular component (GO): THO complex part of transcription export complex
Source: RefSeq, a predicted model, not a curated record
AUGUCUUCCUACGAAUUGCUAGAUCAAGCUGAAGAAGAUACGCUACACAAGUCCCGCCUCCUCAACGUCGAAGAGAAACCCUUCAAGCGCAUUACAAAACGUCUCCUCUCCUCCGCUUCCCUCAUAUCCACCCCAAUAACUCUACCCCCAACACCACCACCCGAUGCCUCAGCCGCAGAUGAAGCAGCAGCGGCGCAUGAGAUCGAGAAUCAACAGCAACUCGACGAGCGCCGCCAAUGGCGCGAAGAUACGCUCUUAGACUUCGCCGCUUUCGAAAGCAGCAUCAUACGCAUACAGUUCCUCCUGACGAGCAACGUCAGAGAACGCGAGCGAUAUGCUGCUGAGAAGCUGAAGAUACAAGCCACGGCGCAAGCGGUCCGAGACAACACCGCCGAUCUACGAGUGCAGCUAGAAGAUGCACAACGAACGCUCGGGUUACGAAAGGAAUACGAUGACUUGGCUGAAAAAAUCACAAGCAACCGCCUGCUACGGCCGAGAGAAGAUCAGCACGCCAAUCUCGCCAAGCUGAACGCAGAAAUCGCGGACCUGGAGACGGAGAGUCAGGAGUAUGCGCAAACAUGGUCGGAGAGGCGGCAGCAGUUUGGGAGGAUCAUCGAGGAGGGCAUGCAGCUUAGGCGAUUGAUCAGAGAUGAGAAGGAAGAGGUAGAGAGGAGGGAGGGCAUGGAGGAGAGAGAGGAUGGAGAUGACGAUCAGAGGGGGAGGAGCAGUGGUGGUGGUACGCCUCAUCAUGAGACUGGUGGGACAACACCGAUGCAUGGGACGAAUCAGGACCAAGAGGUCGGCACUCCCGGGGGACUGUCAGUCGAAAGGGAUCCUUCGGGACGGGGCAAGUCGCCUUUACGGAGCUCGCAGAAUGCGGAUGAGAUGGCGGAGGAAAGGGUUGACGGCCCAGCGGUAGAGGAUGAAGAAAUGGCAGAGGAUGGCGAGCUGGCUGCUGAGCCCGAACAUGUCGUUGCAGCACCGGUUGAAGGCCUAAUCGCUGAGGAUGGGAAAGAGGAAGGUGAACAGGAUGAUGAGCAAACGGAGACGCAGCGGACAGAGCAAAUGGAUACUUCGUAG